Messenger RNA from Fomitiporia mediterranea MF3/22, 1411 nucleotides. RefSeq names its product DEAD-domain-containing protein. Bases 1 to 1353 code for a protein of 450 amino acids. Gene Ontology annotation, molecular function: nucleic acid binding; ATP binding; RNA helicase activity. The record is from RefSeq and is a predicted model, not a curated record. The transcript has 5 exons. Lineage: Eukaryota; Fungi; Basidiomycota; Agaricomycetes; Hymenochaetales; Hymenochaetaceae.
AUGCCUUCACCUGAGGAAGCUUCUACAUCUACGUCCUCGCCACCCUCCUUCAAGGAGCUGGGAGUCAUUGGCCCACUCCUAGAGGCUCUCGAGCAGAUGAACUUUAAAAAGCCCACCGAUAUUCAAGCAGAAGCUCUACCACAUGCAAUCUCUGGUCGGGAUAUAAUAGGCGUUGCGGAGACAGGAUCAGGAAAGACAGUUGCGUUCGCACUACCAAUCUUACAAAGGCUAUGGGAAGAGCCCAAAGGUCUGUUCGCAUGUGUGCUCGCUCCGACCCGUGAAUUGGCAUACCAGAUAUCCCAGCAAUUCGAAUCUCUCGGUUCAGCGAUUGGGGUAAGAUGUGCUGUCAUUGUGGGUGGAAUGAACAUGGUAGAUCAGGCGGUAGCACUGGCGAAGAGGCCGCAUAUUGUCGUUGCGACCCCGGGUCGUUUAAAUGAUCAUUUAGAAAAUACGAAAGGAUUCAGUCUUAGAGGGAUCAAAUUUCUGGUCCUUGAUGAAGCAGAUCGGCUCCUGGACAUGGACUUCGGCCCAAUCAUUGACAAAAUUCUCAAGGUCAUACCAAAAGAGCGUACUACGUACUUAUUCUCUGCGACGAUGACCACAAAGGUCGCAAAGCUGCAGCGAGCCAGUUUAACUAACCCUGUCCGGGUAGAAGUGUCUAAAAAGUACACCACAGUUUCCACACUACUGCAAUACUACCUCUUCAUACCCUAUAAGCAAAAAGAAGUUAAUCUUAUCCAUAUGUGCAAUACCUUGUCGCAGAAUUCAAUUAUCAUCUUUACAAGGACAGUCAUGGAUUGCCAAAGACUUGCACUAAUUCUGAAAACACUUGGUUUUUCCUCCGUCCCACUGCACGGUCAGUUGAGCCAAAGUGCGCGUCUCGGAGCUCUGGCAAAAUUCAAAAGCGGUGGACGAAAUAUUUUGGUCGCAACUGAUAUUGCCAGCCGUGGUCUGGACAUACCGUCCGUGGAUGCGGUAAUUAACUACGAUAUCCCGUCUCAUUCAAAGGACUAUAUUCAUCGGGUUGGACGUACGGCACGAGCCGGGCGGGCGGGAAAUUCCAUUACUCUCGUCACACAAUACGACGUUGAAUUAAUACAGCGGAUUGAAGCUGUUAUCGGAAAGAAAAUGGACCUAUGGCCAACAGAUGCAGAAGAAAUUGCUCUGUUGCGGGAGCGAGUCGACGAAGCCGCUCGUAUGGCCGCAAAGGAACUAAAAGAACAAGCGAAGGAAGGGAGGCAUGGAAGAAAGAGGGGCAGAGAGGAUAUCGGAGCAGUGGACGACCGCGAUCGUGACGAUGAUGUAGUCGAAGCAGGAAUGCCAAUGAAGAAGACCAAGAAAGGCCGGCGGUAGCGUUACCACCUCGUGUGUGCCUUAUUGUCCAUUAGAACAUCAUUAUUUUGAGUUCAUU